Molecule: messenger RNA, 1442 nt
Organism: Diorhabda carinulata
Lineage: Eukaryota; Metazoa; Arthropoda; Insecta; Coleoptera; Chrysomelidae
Product: ankyrin repeat and MYND domain-containing protein 2
Exons: 2
Coding region: 166-1350 (394 amino acids)
Molecular function (GO): protein binding
Source: RefSeq, a predicted model, not a curated record
AUAAUUUUAAGUUUUAAUAAUCUUUAUUACUGAAACUAAAUUAAGAAGAAGAGUGUAACCUAUAAUAAAAAAUAUUGACUUUUUGACAAUUAUAAAAGGGGUAGGCAAGGUGCUGUUUCCUAAUAUUUUGUAUUUUUUUAAAAUUCGAAAUUGAAGUGAAGAAAAAUGUCAGAAAAAAAUAAAACAGUUUUAACUGAAACGGAAGAACAGAUUUUCAAAGCUAUUGAAAACAAUGAUGUAGUUCUAUUGAAGACUUUGCUUUCGCAAGUAAAAAACGUGAAUAUAGUUGAUGAAAAUUCUAUGACUCCUCUUCAACAUGCCGCUUAUAAGGGAAAUAAGGAUCUGGUGCAAGUACUUUUAGAUCAGGGAGCUGAUGUAAACUACUGUGAACAUCAACAUACAUACACAGCUCUACAUUUUGCUGGACUGUCUGGAAAUUCUGAUGUCUGUCUUGCACUUUUAUUAGCAGGAGCAAAGUCCCACAUCACUAACACAGUUGGCCGCACGCCAUCACAAAUGGCUGCAUUUGUAGGACAUCACAAUUGUGUUGCCGUAAUAAAUAGUUAUAUCCCAAAAUCUGAUGUAGACUAUUACACAACAGAACCACCUAAUAAAGCACCAUACCUACCACCCUUUUUAGCUGAAAGCUUCCAUAGAUUUGUAAUGCAGACAAACAUAAAUCCCAUAAAGGUGGUUUUGAAUGUUCAAAAUUUUGUAGGCAUUUCUGAACAUCUAUCAGAAGUUAAAAAAGUUCUGGAGCUUAUGUGUGAAAGAGAAAUAAAAAGGGGAGCUGAUAGAAAUGAAGUGAUGUCCUUCAAAUUUCAUUAUCUAGGAUAUAUUGUUGGAGAAAUUUUGAAAGUGAGACAAAGGCAGUCAGCUAAAAAAGAUGAAUCAGAAGAAGAAAAAAAACUAGACAUUACUGAAUUGUUUACAAGGAAGCUUUUAAAACCAGGGAAAGAUGGCCACUUAGAAUUUAUGGAUUCAUUUUUAAAAGAAUGUAUUAGAGAAUUUCCAUACCGGGAUUGCACUCUAUUUCGUCAGAUGGUUGCUAGCUUAGCCAGCAAAGAUCCACCGACAGCUUUGAGUGUAAUAAGUCAUGCUAUAAAUGGACAAAGAGGGUUUGAAGAUAGUUUAUCAGUAUGCAAUACCUGUGGAGAAGAAAAACCUGCUAAAAAAUGUUCGAAAUGUAAAGUCGUUCAAUAUUGUGAUAGAAGUUGCCAGAGGUUGCAUUGGCAUUGGCAUAAAAAGGCAUGUCCUAGACUGAGCCAAAUGAUUGAUACAGAUCCAUUAACCAAACCAGAUGCGGCUGAAUUGUCGACUGACCUACAAAAUCUUUUAGUAAAUAAUUGAAAUUUAGUAAUUUCUACUUGUUUUAUUUAAUAUCUAAUAAACACAGCUCUGUGAACAAAGCAAUUAAUUUUAAGUAAACUACUACAAAAUGU